Molecule: messenger RNA, 2361 nt
Organism: Cannabis sativa
Lineage: Eukaryota; Viridiplantae; Streptophyta; Magnoliopsida; Rosales; Cannabaceae
Exons: 2
Coding region: 691-2172 (493 amino acids)
Source: RefSeq, a predicted model, not a curated record
AGAAUAUGAAUGUUUCACUUCGAGUACUGGCUCAUAUUUUAUUUAUUUUCUUUGAAGGAAGUACUGUCUCAUAUCUAGUACUAUUUCCUUGCACCUUGGGAUCUCGAAACAUACCCUUUAAUCCUGACCGUCCAAUUGAACAGCGAAGGUUGCUCCCUUGAAUACACGUGCUGCCUAUCUUUUCUUCUCUUUUUUUUAACCUUUUGCUUCCCUGCAUGGAAUUCUCCUCCAACUACAACACAAACAAGAGAGAGAAAUAGAGUAGAGAGAGAGAAAAAAACAAGGAAGGGGGGCAAAGAUAAAAGAGAAGAAUGAGUCACGGUUUCAGCUUCGAUUGUUCUUCACAGGCUCGUUCAUCGCCAUCAUUAGCGACUCAUUCUUCAAAACUUUGAUUUUUCAUUUUUGUAUGAACCCAUAUAUUUUUCUUUUAUUUCUUUAUCUUCAAGUACAUCCAUUUUGUGGGGGCUAAGAGUACUUGGGAAUGGAAUUUUGAGGGUCCCUUUUGUGUGGGUCGGAUCUCGUACUUAACAAAAACUGUCACAUCUGAACACUUGGAUCCUCAUUUGAUCAUCUCAUUUUGCCAGAAAGCAAGGAACUUCAUGAUCCAUUCACCAGUUUAUCGAUCUGGCUGUCUUUGAGUUUCCUCUGCUUAUUCACACCAUUUAGGUAUUUACAGCUGGUAAAAAGAUCAUGGAAUGUAGCACUCUACCAGACUUCAGUGUGAGAAUGAACCAGAAAGAUUCAGAGUCUGAAGCUGGGAAGCAGCCUGGUUAUGUUCUCAGGGAGAACCCCAAGAAAAGUCGGCGUUUUGCUGACUCAAGUGGUGGUGGUGGUGGUGUUUUCUUGAAGGAAUUAAAUGUAUGCAAAGAAUGUGGUAAAGGGUUUCAAUCGAUGAAAGCUCUAUGUGGUCAUAUGGCUUCUCACUCUGAUAAAGAGAAGUUGGUGAUUAACCAAAAGUUUGAACAGUAUUUGGGCACUAACGAGAAGCCCAAACUGAUAAUGGAUAGUCACUCGGAUACCGAGACCUCUGGCCCGAUGCAGAACAGAGUGUCAAAGAGAAUUAGGUACAAGACUCUUGAUGUUUACUCUUAUCUAGGGAAUGCUUGUUCUUCUGUUUCAGGAAUCGAGCAAGAACAGCAAGAGGUGGCUAUAAGCUUGAUGUUGCUGUCUAGAGAUUCUGGCCAUAAAGGAGGUUUGAACUCGGUUGGAGAAUCUUCAGAUAACAAUUCAGUGGUUUUAGAGGCUAAAUCCUCUUCAAUUGAUAUGAUGAUGAUCAGUGGUAAGAAGGUUCUGAGUUCUUCAAUCUCCAAUUUGGAUGAGUUUGUGGGAACGAAGAGAGCAAGUGAUGGGGAGUUGAAAUCUUCCAAGUAUGUCAGUGCUUCUGAAAAUUCUGAUUCUGGGUAUUUCAGAAAUGGACCUAAGAAAAUCGAAUCGGAUGUUUCAGUUGAUGGGUUUCUGAGAAAUGGAAAUUUUAAGAAGCUGGAAUCACGAUCUGGGUUUGGAAAGAACUUGCUCGAUGAAGACGCUAAAGAUCAAGUGGAAAGAGGUUCUUUGAAAUAUGAGUUGAGAAAGAGAACUAGAAAUGGUCUCUACACACCUGAAUCAUUAAUGAAAGCUUGCAAGAAUGAAGCUAACUGGUCCUCCUCCAAUGGUCAAAUCUGUACAAGUAAUGGUCAAAAGAACAAAUACGAGUGUUUGACUUGUAAGAAGACCUUCCAUUCUCAUCGAGCUCUUGGGGGACACAGAGCCAAUCAUAGUAAGAUCAACGGCUGCUCUGAAUCAAUUUGUGAGAGUGGAGAAAACAGCAUAGCGAUGGCCAUCAGCCCAAUUCAAAUAGCUAAUACUAAGAAGAAGCUCAUUGAGAAUGGUACCAGAAAAACUCAAAUUCAAGAAUAUUUCUCUGAAAGAAAACCAAUUUCAAAGAAGAGCAAAGGACAUGAGUGCCCCAUAUGCUUCAGAAUUUUUAAGUCCGGCCAAGCUUUGGGUGGCCACAAGAGGUCCCAUUUUGUUGGAGGCCGCGAGACCAAUGCUAUGGUGAUCAGGCAAGAACCUCUUGACCCGGAGCCAGAGCCCGAGCCUGAGCCUGUGACCGAGGUUACAGUUCUGUUCGAUCUUAAUUUACCAGCUACAGAGGAAGACACAAAUGAAGAUGUUGGAUUCGUGGCAUGGUAAGUUGAAGAAGACCACAAGCAUGAAUUUCUUUCUCUAUUUAUUUAUUUCAUUAAUCUAAUUAAAUCUUACUCAGAGUUAUGCUGUCAUUGUUUCUUAAUGAAUGUAUAGAGGCAACUCUUUUUUGCUUUUCUUCAAGAAUAUCUUAAAUGAGAUGAUGUUUUUCUUCUUGUUCGUGAUAGCCAAAACAAA